AUGAGUCAGCUGAAGGAGGCGGAGCCAAUCAGAGACAUGGAGGGCAAGGUGCAGUCCUGGGCCCAGGCUCUGGUCUUGUCUCUGGAGGAGCUGGAGUGUAAGAUCUGUUAUAAUCGGUUCGACACGCGGAGCCGGAAGCCGAAGCUGCUGCGCUGCCUCCACCGGGUCUGUGCCCGCUGCCUCAAGAAGAUGGUGGACAUGGGUGAGUCGUCUCCGUCCAUCAUCAGCUGUCCCUUCUGCCGCCACGAGACCCGAGUUCCUGAUGAGGAGGUGUGGUUGAUGGAGGAUGACAGACACAUCCUGGCGGUGCUGUCGUGUCAGGACCGAGCGCGGCGAGGAGGAGGAGGAGAGGAGGAGGAGGAGGAGGGGGGGGGGGGAGGGGGGGGGGAGGUGGUGCUGAGCCCCAGCAGUCUGACAGCGUGUUCUCUGAGCGUCCCGUGUGCUGCAGGCGUGUCCUCAGACUGUCUCGUGGUCACCAUCAUGGAGCUGCCGGAGUCUCGCUCCUCGGACUCACUGAGCAUGCUCAACGUGGUGGGGGUGUACCGCGCCCCCAGCCUCGACUCGCUGCCCUGUCACCUGCCGGCUCACAAGUGUCGCACCUGGACGACCCGCAGCUUCCCCCGCUGCCUGCUGGGGGCGCUGUGCCUGGUGUACUUCAGCUCUCUUCCUCUGGGGAUCUACCUGCUGAUGAUCGGUCAGCUGUGGCUCGGUGUGGUUCUGGUGAGUCUGGUUCCGUCCACUCUGCUGCUGCUGGUUCUGUACGGGUUCUGUCAGUGUUUGUGCCACGAGCUGCAGGAGACGCUGGCCGCCCGCCGCCACCCGCUGCCAUGA
This is a messenger RNA of Scomber japonicus (chub mackerel), 831 nucleotides long. Its product is annotated as E3 ubiquitin-protein ligase RNF182. The record is from RefSeq and is a predicted model, not a curated record. Lineage: Eukaryota; Metazoa; Chordata; Actinopteri; Scombriformes; Scombridae.